Acipenser ruthenus (sterlet) is the source of this 1559-nucleotide messenger RNA. RefSeq names its product small integral membrane protein 43-like. The coding region runs from base 478 to 693 and encodes 71 amino acids. The record is from RefSeq and is a predicted model, not a curated record. The transcript has a single exon. NCBI's taxonomy places the organism in Eukaryota, Metazoa, Chordata, Actinopteri, Acipenseriformes, Acipenseridae.
UGUCAAAGAAUUAAGUGGUACAUUGAUAAUUCAUCCCUGAAUAACUCAUAAAAACAGCCCCUGCAGCUUAUUAAAAAUAUAUAAAAAAUUGGGCUUUUUGUACAUUCCGGCAAAUAGGAUGUGCCUGGUAACCAAUCGGACAGAGAGGGGUGUGUGUAUGUAUGAUGUGAUAGAUGGGAUAUAUUUCUCACUGUUAGGAAGGUUCCCGACAGAACAAUGUGGGUGAGGACUAGGAAACAGUUACCAAGAGACUGUACCUUUCGAAAAACAAAACUUGGGAUGCAAGCUAACCAGGAUAAAGGGAUAUUACUGUAGUGUAACUUUUGGAUGUUAGUCUGUUUGUGAGAGGAAUAAAGCCAGCAAAGCACUUAAGGCAAGACAGGUUUGGGGUCUUUUAAAACGAAUGGUGGGUUAUGAUCAGGAUAUCCUUUGACAACUCUCAGAACUUUUCCUCGGGUGAAGCCCAGCUCUGUCGCCAUGCCUUCUCCACAGAGAUUCAUUGUGGCUUCAACAUCGUUGCCCAUAAAGGUGGACUGGGAUUUGAACAUCCUCAUCUACAUGACAAUUUUCAUUGCCCUGCUGCUGCUGCUUGUGCUGCUGCUCAUCCUGGUGAUAAAGCAGCUUAGAAACUCAGUGGCAGCUGUCGCUUUGCAGCCGAGAAGCCACUCUUUUGGAGUGAAUGUUGUGAGCUGAAUGUUCCAGCUGAGCUUCAGUAUCCUCGCUACCUGGGUUUGAUGAAAGACACGUCUCGAGGAAGGUGUAUUGUGUUACAGUUAACUGGAUUGUGGUCCACACCCUGCUGUUCUAUAGAAACUGUAAUUACUGUAGAAAUUACUGUAACUUGUUUCAGCAUUUUGCAUUAAAGGAGAAAUAAAGACUUGUUGCAUUUUGAAAAACAGUUAUUGGUAAAUAUAGUCACAAAUCUUGAAUAAAUCCUGAAACAUGAACUAAUUUUCUUCUGCUUCAGUCUAUCAGCUGUGCCUAAUCAUUUUGACUAAAAUUAUUUCAGCUUUGCUUUGCUAGAUGACAUCAGACUUAUUCAACUAGUGCAUGUAUAUUCUGGGCAAACCCUUUCAAAUCCCUUUAGAAACUGGCAAUUUGGUUAUCAUGUGAUGCUAUUAGCUGCUGCUGGCUAUAUAUUUUACUAUAAUUCUAUUGUCCCUACUUUAGUUCCUCUUAUAAAACAUAUUGACAUUAAAUGCCAUAUUCUAUAGUAAAUUCUAAAUGUAUAUCAGUAAUUUGUUGUGAACUGCAAUAAAGUGUUGUAUACAGUGAGCAGCAUGUUAAACAUUAAAAAGUGAAAAGAAAGUUACUGUUUGAUCUCAUAGGACAAGUAUAAAACUGUAAUACAUCCUAUGGGUAUAUUUUGUGAGAAAUGCUGUUUUUAAUACUGCUGUAAAGGAUCUUUAAUAUUACACAUAAGUAAAGGUUACAGUAAAUACUGUAAUUGUCAUACAAUUUUGUAUUACCUGGAUUCUGAGAUAAUAAAUUAGGGGGACUGAUUUUUGGUAGGUAGUAUAUAAAAAUAUAGGUUAAAAUGUAAGAUUUUUAAAAGGGGU